Durio zibethinus is the source of this 1675-nucleotide messenger RNA. RefSeq lists its product as uncharacterized. The record is from RefSeq and is a predicted model, not a curated record. Lineage: Eukaryota; Viridiplantae; Streptophyta; Magnoliopsida; Malvales; Malvaceae.
AACUAAGAGUUGAAUGACGCAAACGCAACCGCAUUGCUCUGGCUCCAACCUCAAUAGUCUCAAACCCAUCGAAUAGCAAAAGAAGCCCAUAAACCCUAGACCAACCUCAACCUCGCCUCGCUGACACGUGUCACUGCCCAAACCCUCGCCAUAGAUUUCUUAUUUAUUUUCCUUUUUAAGCUGAAUCCCCGGCUCCAAGCCACUCCAUCUCUUCCUCUUUCUCUGGUUCAAUUUUUCAACUCUUCUUCUAUGGAGAAGAUUUAGAGUGAUUAAAAUAACAGAGCUUUUUUUUUUCUUUCUUUCUUCUUUAAUUAUAAGAGGAAGAGAGAUUCUGGGUAGCAAUGGAACAGAGCUGUGACGGUCCUGUCACUGCGGAAGAGAUUGAGGUCGCCAAUAUAUUGUUGGAGCUGCCCCAUCUAAUCUUCGAAUACGAGUCACGCCCUCGCUUUUCUUUCACAUGGGGGGCCAAGAGGAAGAGAUCUAAUGCUUCAAAACCAGAGGUAGCCGCCACAUCUUUGCCGGCUCUGAAACUAUCCCCAUCACAACCACCGUCACUUCCCUCUAACAUCGUUGGUUCUACCUAUGAGACUGAGGCACUGAUGAAAAAGGCCUUGACUUCAAGUCCUGCUACACCUCUUUCCUUCUCUCCAAGUGAAUCUGAUGAGAAGCCUCUGCCUUCCAAGAAAAAAGCCUCUGUUAAUAGUCUUAAACAGACGAAAGAACAAUUGCUAGAGAUGAUGGAGGAUUUUACUCGGCGCAAUGAAUUACUGAAAAAGGAUAUAGAGAAUAAGAGGCUGUUUCUCAACCAGCAGAAAGCUGAAAACUUGGAGUUGAAAGCAAAGAAACAAAAAGCAUUUCUUUUUAAUGAGUUAAGUCAGAGUCCUCCCAAAGCAGAAGAGUCACGUUUGGAAACAAGUAAAAGCUUGAAUUUUGAGACACAAUUAACCCAAAUUUCCGUGGAGACUCAAAACACUACUCCUCAGGAUCAUCAUCAUUAUCAUCGUCAGCAGCAAAUUUCUACCAGGGUUUAUCAACAACCGUUCAUAAUGGACCAAAUGGUUUGCAAAUCGAAAAUGAACAAGAAUCCUCAAUACCCAUAUGCUCGAAUGAUUUCCUGGUUACCAUCAAACACUGGAGGAUUAAGCAGGGUUCAUGAUAAUGUGGGCCCACUUGGUCUUCUUGAUCUCAACUUUUCCGUGGAGGAAGCUUUCGGGUUUAGCUCUUCAAAAUCGACUGAUCUGGAUACAGUAACUAAGGCUAGAGCUGCACAAGCAAGGUUAAAAGGAAGCAGAUUUGCAGGUCUAAGAAUUUCAAUGCUGCGUGUAAAUCUCGUUACCCUUUUAGAUGAUUUUUGGCUUUUCUCUUCGGAUUUUGUUUUGUUUUCUUUUCUUUUUACCGCGGAAUUAACGUAGGCUAUCAAAUAGGGGUAUGAAAAUUGUAAAUUAGAAUAGUUUGGGAUGAGGUUUUUCCGGAAAUUAGUCUUAUAAUAUUCAUAAAUGCUUGAUUAUCUUUAAUGAUUAUUCAAAACAAGAUUUUUUACUUUGUGAGCAAUCUUUUAGCUUUUUGUGUAAAGGCCAAAGGGACCCGAAAGAAUCUAAAUUCCUUAAUUGGGGAAAGGUGAUAGUGAUUUCAGGAACGUGGGAUUUGCUAAGCCUGUGAAAGAUCACAUUUAGCA